Molecule: messenger RNA, 435 nt
Organism: Drosophila biarmipes
Lineage: Eukaryota; Metazoa; Arthropoda; Insecta; Diptera; Drosophilidae
Exons: 2
Coding region: 1-435 (144 amino acids)
Biological process (GO): DNA integration
Molecular function (GO): nucleic acid binding
Source: RefSeq, a predicted model, not a curated record
AUGAACAAACACCAGGUGAUUUAUUCGAUCAGACCGUAUGUGGAAGGCUGCCGUUCACUGAUCACUGAUCACGCCAGCCUAAAGCGGUUGAUGACGAUGAAGGCUCUGUCCAUACGACUCGCAAGCCCCAAGACUAAAAGGCCACUUCAGAAGCUUUACAUUGAUUUUCUGGGCAAGUAUCCGAGGUCCAAGAGUGGGCACGCUUGCAUAAUCAUCGUGGUGGACAACUUCCCCAAGUACACCUUCUUAAAGGCGAUGAUGGAAGCGACGGGGACUAACGUAGUAAGUUUCUUGGUAAGCGAGGUAUUUUACAAGUUCGGAGUGUCUGAGGCGAUACACUUGGACAACGGUAAACUAUUCGUAUCCAAGGCGUUUGAGGAGAUGAUUGACGGCUUCGGUAUAGAACACCUGAACACUCCAGUAUAUUCACCAUAG